Molecule: messenger RNA, 9318 nt
Organism: Amoebophrya sp. A120
Lineage: Eukaryota; Dinophyceae; Syndiniales; Amoebophryaceae
Source: the annotation of a GenBank genome assembly
AAGGGACUUUUUGAUCUGUGUGGGAAGAUGAAAAAAAGGUUACGGCGGCCUUCUGACUUGGACGUACCGAGGUGAAAAAAUUCGAGCUCGUACAGACACGCGAGUAGAGUAUUCCGUGCAUGUCGAAGACUUCAAGGUCAGAGAUUCAAAUGCCUCGUCUGCCGUUCGUGCGUGUAGUCCUCGCUGCGCCCUGUGGUCUCUUGCUCACGCAACUCAGUAAGCUUCUGGCCGAGGCUCGAGUGGUGGACACGUGCAGGGAAGCCAUCAAUGACUUCUACUUCGGUCUCUACGAGGAUGAAAUCGACGGGCAGCCCGUGCUGUCCAAGGCCGAUCCCGAAAACAACUCUACCGUGCAGCUCGAAUGUAUGGGAGUGUCAGAAUCGAAAUUGACAAAAUCGAAAUAAUUUGCCAUGCAUAAAAUAGAUUCCAGCUCGAACCCAGUUUCUAAGUGGCGCAUGACAAAUUCUGGUGGUACCUGAAUACAGUUUGCAAUGCUGUUUAGGCAAAGAAGACUGAUUCUCUCAUGCUGCUUUAGCAGCUCGAGCUAUAACCCCAAAGAGGCUUACAAUCGGCCUCACUUGCCUGCUCUGCAUCACACGUAUUUCGCGUCAUGCAUUUUAUGCAUGACAAACAAGGUCCGAGCACGGGGACAGAGUCCCCGCGCGGCGACCUUCCGGCAUUUGUCUGGGACGAGUUCAUCGGGGGUUGUGGUGGCUGGCACAGGGCGGGCAGGCCCCUGCAGCUCGGUGCCUCUGUGUGUCCUGCGCUCCCUGAUCCGCGACAGACCUACGGACGGAGCUCCUCUGCUUGCCCACACUAGAUCCGCUGGCCCACCGCGAACAGUGAAACAAAAAGAAAAGAAAGGAAGAAGCUGGCGCCGGGCCGGGUCGGUGCCGAUAGCACCGGCGCCACGUCUGUAGCUGGCCCCUAGGUCAUGACGCGGGGACCGAGUCCCCGCGCUGACCUAGGGCUUCUGCCCCUGGGCCGUGCGGUUAGUUUCCGGGAAGCGCCAAAAGCUGGCCCCUAGAUCAUCACGCGGGGACCGAGUCCCCGCGCUGACCUAGGGCUUUUGCCCCUGGGCCGUGUGGUUAGUUUCCGGGAAGCGCCCACAGCAGCUGGCCCCUAGGUCAUGACGCGGGGACCGAGUCCCCGCGCUGUCCUAGGCGGGCUUUUGCCCCUGGGCCAUGCGAUUAGUUUCCGGGAAACGCCCAAAGCUGGCCCCUAGGUCAUGACGCGGGGACCGAGUCCCCGCGCUGACCUAGGGCUUCUGCCCCUGGGCCAUGCGGUUAGUUUCCGGGAAGCGCCAGCAGCUGGCCCUAGGUCACGACGCGGGGACCGAGUCCCCGCGCUGACCUAGGGCUUUUGCCCCUGGGCCGUGUGGUUAGUUUCCGGGAACGAAGCGCCCGCAACAGCUGGCCCCUAGGUCAUGACGUGGGGACCGAGUCCCCGCGCUGGCCUAGGGCUUUUGCCCCUGAGCCGUGCGGUUAGAUAGUUUCCGGGAAACGCCCAAAGCUGGCCCCUAGGUCAUGACGCGGGGACCGAGUCCCCGCGCUGACCUAGGGCUUUCGCCCGUGGGCCGCGCGGUUAGUUUCCGGGAAACGCCCGAAGCUGGCCCCUAGGUCAUGACGCGGCAACCGAGUCCCCGCGUUGACCUAGGGCGUUUGCCCCUGGGCCGUACGAGAAACCCGCUCUGGAUACUUGAGCCCGCUCUGGAUAUUUGUUCGAUUCGGAUCCACGUAUGCUUUCUGCUCUGGAUAUUCAGUUUCUCUGCCCCCUGCUCUAGAUGUGGUAGCCGAGGGCGCGCAGGGGGUUUGUCUGGGGUGUGUCGGGGGUGUCUUCCGGGGGUGUGAGACGGGGUUCUGCCUGGGGUGUGACGGGGGGGUGUGUCGGAGGUGUGUCUGGGGUGUGUCCGGGGUGUGUUCGGGGUGUGUGUUGCAAAUUGCAAAUCACGAUGCUACGCAGCCACUUUGCAUACCCCAGAACACACCCCAAAGCUUCAGCACUUCUUGUCGGGGGGGGGUGUGUCGGGGGUCUGUCUGGGGUGUGUCUGGGGUGUGUCCGGGGUGUGUUCGGGGUGUGUUCGGGGUGUGGCCUGCAAAUUGCAAAUCACGAUGCUACGGACCCACUUUGCAUACCCCAGAACACACCCAAAAGCUUCAAAAGUUCUGGUUUGCUGCAGUUUAAAUAGUAAUUAUUUCGAUUUUGUCAAUUUCGAUCCUGACAGUUCCAUAGAAUGGGCAAAGUAUGCGCAGUGCGUGAAGUACGUCCGGCGGGACGCUUUCACGGCGAAGGAGUACCUGGUAUGGAUUGCAAAUAUGUCUGGGUCUGGAAGAGCCAAACUUGUGAUGCUGCAUUUGGAUGCUAAAAAAAUCUGUAUUGCAUCAGUAGCAAGAGGAGUCAAAUGUGGCUACGCGGAGAGGGCAUUUGUCAUGCAGGAUGCGCAUCGAUAGGCGCGCAAAAAAUCUGUGAUGCUAUGGUAUACAUCACAGACAUCAUCAUGGAUCAUGGAAAAUGUGCAUGGCAAACUUCUCCUCUUCCAGACCCAGACAUUUUUACAUUUGAUACCUGGAGAGUAUAGACAAGCCGGCGUACUCGGUCGCGUUGGGCUAGGGUUGUGUCAGGAUCGCAAGCGUCAGAGUUGAAAUAAUAGUUUGUCAUGCAUAAAAUGCAACGCAGAAAUUGCCUCUAUUGCAGAGGACGCAAGGGAGGCAGAUUGUGGCGCUGGUAAGGGUCGAGAAUCGGGCUGCUGAUUAGCAUCACAGAGAGGAGCCCCAGCCCCUUUGCCCGAAACAGCAUAAUAAACUGGCCUCCGGUACGGACAAAAUUUGUCAUGCACUGACUAGAAACUGUGGGUCCAACUCCAAUGGGUAUCGAUUUUAUGCAUUACAAGUGGUUUUAGUCGGUUUAGCAUUACAAGUUAUUUCAACUUUGUCGAUUUCAACCCUGACACAUCCAUAUGGGCCGACAGUACCCGGUUCUGCUCACCCCCGCAAAGCCCGACCUCAGCCGAUAUUUCCUCAUUCCCGCAUUAGAUUUCGUGGUGGGCGGGUUCGUGAAGCAUUCGGGCGUGUACGAUGCGGCGGAAGAGCACGUGCUGCGGAGAUUGCUAUGAACUGCAAAAAUCCCUGGAUGUCUGGAAGAAUACAAACUUGUGAUGCGCAUUUCAGAACACAGAAAAAUCUCCAAUGCAUAGGCAGCAAAAGUUGCCCACUUUCUGUCACCAAUCUGGGGGAUUUGUCAUGCGGAUUCGGCAUUGCGAAAGCUUCUCGAAACCUGUGAUGCUAGAGCUUCCAUGCCAGGCCUUCUGUGUCAUGCAGAAACAGCAUGACUCUUGUUCCAGAGCCAGACAUUUUUGCAGUUGAUAACUGCUUCGGGAAGACGACUGCGUGAUUGAGAUCGGAUCCAACAUUGGCAGCUACACCGUGGUAAUAGCAGAUGAGGUGGGCAUAAACGGGCUGGUCUACGCCUACGAACCCUUCCGGAAAAUCUUUCACAUCUUGAACGCCAAUGUAGCUUUGCAGGGAUUUGGCAAUGUGGUACAGACUUAGUUUAUUUGCUGAUUUUCUUUCUUUCUCUUUGUCAACGCCUCGUCGUUGGUUCAGAAGCCUUCUAAGCAUCAAGGAGGUGCAUGCUGUGCAAGGCAGUGGGUACUAGAACAAGCAUGGGACGGACGAGUUAUGACGCUGCACAGAAGUAGAAGUAGUAGUGGAGCUAGAGCUCGCUCGUACAAUAAAGUCUGCGUAUGUAGUUGACAGCUUUAUUAUGCUCCACCCUGUUUGACCACUACGCAGGUGACCCGGCAAGUGGGCAUGAGCAACGUGACGCAAUUCGUGCACGUGAAUGCCCCGGACCUGAAUGACUACAUAAAUCUCGGUAUCCUCUGUAAAAACGUCCCCACCUCCCGAGAGUUGUCAUGCAAAUCUGCACACCUACAACGCUUCUCGUGCGCAGUCCCAUGAGAAGCGCUUUCUCAUGCUGUUUUGGGAUUUGUCAUGCUCGAAUCAGGAUGAGGUAGUCGAUUUGUGAUGCGGGGGUUGCGCAACUACCUCAAAUAACAGGACUACACUACGAGCCCGAGUUUUCUCAUGCGCGACAGCCAAAACUUGUGGAUUUGUCUAGCAGGUUCUGCGUCUUGAUUAUGGGGUGGAGAAGUUUUUACAUAGGAUACUCGGCGCGGCUCGGGUGUUCCACCAGCAAAAGGAAGAGGUUAUCCCAGAGUGGAAAGCUAGCAUAUCAGAUUUGUAAUGCAAAAACGCAUAGUACACACGAAGCCGAAAGCGAAAGCUCAUGCUAUGCGCGAGACUGUUGAGAAUUUGGUCUUUGUCGUGCAUUAUUCAACAUCCUAUUGUUCCGUGCAAAUAUCAAUAUGGCAUUCUAGCAUUUUGCUCUGGGAUACAGUUUAUCAAAUGUAAAAAUGUCUGGGUCUGGAAGAAUGAGCGAUUUGGCAUGCAGCUUUUCCAUGACCCAUGAGGUCUGGAAUGCAGGACCUAGCAUGACAGAUUCUGUGCGAUCUCUCUCAUGCCUAUCCUGCAUCAGAAACUCCCUCCCGACUUGGUCAAAACUGGAGAGGGUUGAGAAAAAGGACGCGAUUAAAAAGGACCAGGCGGAGAUAGACAAAAACUAUACAGAAGCAGAGCAGGAGCAACAGAAAAGGAGAAAAAUUGAAAAAGAAGCCGAGCAAGUGAGCCACGAGGACGGACGCAGGGACGCGGGAAAAAAGCGAGAGCAGGAGGCUCCUAAAUUCCCCACAGUCGAGCAAUUAAUGGCGGACGACGCGAUACUGGUGCAGGAGGAAGAGAAACAAAGGGAAAGCGAGAGAAGAAAACAGGAAGAAAUGAAGAGGAGGAGGCAAAUGCAGCAUGAAACCCCUAUGCAGAGAGAAUUAGCCCAGAUGUAUAGAGCUCAGGAAAAAGACAACAGUAACAAAAAAUGAACGAAGAUAGCACGAAACUUUGACCAUUGCGCAAAUAUAUAAGAGAUUGAUGAUUGGAAAGCAUAGUAGAGGUAGGAAGUAGCCUCGUACGAGACAGAAAAAAGGAGACCUAAAAAUGACAAAGAAGAGUUAGACAGGGGCUCAGGGAGACUAAGGCGGAUGCGGGGUGUUCUGGCGGGUGCAGAGGGAAGAGCGAGGGCAAAAAGCAGAAAUUUCUGCAAGAGUGAAAGCAGAGGAACAAGAUGGUCGCGCGUGAACCCCGAUUCGACCCGUCCUUGUUUCGUAUCGUCUUCGCCAGCCGAUGGGGCACGGCGCUGCUUCUCCUAUCGUCUCCGCCAGUUGAAGGCGCUGCUAUCCAUAACUAACCAAGAAGAAAGGACAAAGGAACUAUAUCAAAGAAGUGGCGCCAGGGUUGCUAAUUUAAAGACUGCGCUAAGGCAGCACCCCCCUUCCCCAAGGGGUCCCCCCCGGGGCGGGCGCGGUGGCGGCUCUGCAAAUGCGGAGCUCCGCGGGCCGAUUCUCUGAAAACGCAUAAAAAAGGGCGCGGGAAGCAGAUCGGUAAAAAGUGUCCGAAAGAGGCAUGCCGUUGGGUCGUCCGCCAUCGUGAUAGGAUCACCGUGUCUGAUCAAUAGACCCCCUGUAUAUUUUUUAGCGCGCAACCGGCCACAGAAGUAAGAUCCGAGCAAGUUUGUAAGACUACCCCAUCAAGGCAAUACUGGAGCUCCACCUUGCUCGCGGGCUUGGAUGGUAAGGCAGGUCAGCCACACAUAGCGCCUACUGGUUGCGGCCAUGCGUAAGCAAUCGAUAGCGGUUUCGCAGGUGCAGCCGGGUGGUAGUUAGGAUGUGGACCGGGUCUCCACCUAGGGGUAUCGGCAGAGGCUAAAUCUGUUCUAGCGCCCAGGUAUUGGCAGAGGCUAAAUCUGUUCUAACGCCCACCCGCCAGGAGUCGAAUGGUACUACCACUACUACUGACUUGGUCAAAACUGGACGACUUUUGGUAAUCAUGCAACACAGAUCCUUGCUUGUUUCAGAUUUGGCACGACAAGUUGCAUUCUUCCAGACCCAGUCAUUUUUGCAUUUGAUACAGUUGGCGCACGUCCACUUCGACGGCAAGGAGGAAAUUGAAGUCGAGUCUCUGGAUAACCCGUGUAAAUAAAACGCCCUCACACGACGACACCCCAGAUUUGUCAUGCAAAUUUGCAUGAUGCACAGGACAGGAGCAGGAUGUAGUUUCUCAUGCGGAGCUCCUACUGCUGCCCCAUGGACGAGGGGGGGACAUUGUAGUUCUUGCCUCGUGUAGUUAUUAUAUCGGGAUUUGUCAUGCUAUCAUCAGAGAGAUAAGCACGUCGUUUUUGCAAUGCGGGUGCCCCCGCCAGGCACAACUGGUGGAGCAGCGCUGCGACUCCAAGCCUCCCUGUCGUGCGCAAUGGGGGGCCUAAGCUUGUUUAUUUCUGUACUAGCGAGGAAGUCCCGAUAUUAUACUUGACUCUGGGAACGAUUUUGUGGGUAUCAACUGCAAAUAUGUCUGGGUCUGGGAGAAUGCAUGUUUGUCAUGCUUGUCUGGCAUGACUCUCAAAUCUGUCAUGCACGCUACCCAAGAGCACCGUUUUUCUGUCAUGCAGAAACGCAGUUUGUCAUGCAGAAUAGGCAACACCUGGAAGCUCAAAAAUUUUUCAUGCUGAGCCAGCACUUGUGGCCUCCUCUUGAUACGCCACCCAGCAUCACAAGUUUCCAGACCCAGACAUUUUUGCAUUUGAUAGUGGGGCCGUUCUUGUUACAACCGGGGAUACGUGAUAACCUGUGGCACCGGGGCAGCAUCAAGUGUGAAAAGCAGACGAAACACGAGUCGCCGUUGAGUUUUGUCAAGAUAGACACGGAGGGGAUGGAGUUAGAGGUUGUGCAGGGCGGCCUGGAAUUGAUACAAACCUAUCAACUGCAAAAAUGUCUGGGUCUAGAGACUUGUAAUGCUGCGUUGGGAAUAGUGAAUGCUCUGUGAUGCACAGGCAAGCAUGAGAAAUGUCUGCGCUUCUUUGUGUUGCGUUUUUCGCAUGACAAACUGCGUGUUUGCAUGACAGGCAAAAGGGUCUCUUCUUGGAAACGCAUCACAAACUUUUUGGUCAUGCCAGACAAGCAUGACAAAUCUCGCAAUCUCGAGAUCCAGACAUUUUUGCAUUUGAUAAAACCUACUGGCCGCUGAUUUACGUCGAGAGCCAGCCAUACUUCGCAAACGGCGAUACCAGGUAGGAACAGUGAGUACGUGAAAUUGGUAGCUCCACUACCACUUGAUGAAAAUAGGUUUCAUCCUUGGCCAUCAUGUCAGAGAUACAACAAUAUACAUGAGUAGCGGAGUUGUAGUAAGUUCCCGCAACACAUUGCACAUGCACGUCGCAAGAUAUUACGCACCUCGGCUCUGGUUGUGCCCCUGCGUCCUACUAGCAUGAGAUGAAAAAAUUAUAUCAGGACUGUUUUUACAUUUACCUCUUCAGGUUUGUCGACUUUAUGGCUGAGACGGCGGGCUACGGCUGCAAACCGGUGCAGAACCUAGAAAUGCACGAGAUCCUCCUCUAUCAAGUGCAAAAAUGUCUGGGUCUGGAAGAAUGCAAGUUUGUCAUGCAGUUUUUCCAUGACCCGCGAGGGCUGGAAUGCAGGACCUACCAUGACAGAUUCUGUGCGAUCUCUAUCGUGCCUAUCCUGCAUGAGAGACUCCCUCACGACUUGAUCAAAACUGGACGACUUGUGGCAAUCAUGCAACACAGAUUUUUGCAUGAUUCAGAUUUAGCAUUACAAGUUGCAUUUUUCCAGACCCAGACAUUUUUGCAUUUGAUAUCCUCUGCGUGCCUAACGAGCGAGCGGAAUACUGGAACAAUAGGAUACGCGAAGAUUUUUAUCGAAAGGAAAAAUCCCCCCACCCCAUAUCGAAAUGGAAAUCUGUGAUCCGGGAUUUGUGUACACAAAUCGGCUUUGUCUUGCAGUAGAGGACUGCAGACAGAUACAAAGCCGGACUCGGGAUGUCUUGGUGUAGGUGCCUAGCAAGGUAGGGGCGUCCUCUGUAGGCCAGACAGCAAUACAAAUUGCCUGCAGAACGCGGCGGGGUUUUUUAUUUGUUUUCUUGCAAUACAAAGACGACUUGUGGCCUCAAAUCAGCAUCACAAAUUUUGAGAAGUGUCCCGUUCUGGUAUGGGAAGGGGGGAUUUUUCCUCACAAUAAUUUUGCGGCGGGGUAACUACCAGGGUCGUCGCUUCCGCUUGGAAAAAACAGCGCGAAUGUGUUUCCUAUCGUUACUACUAGGAGCUGCAACUACAUGGCGUAAAGGUAACUGGCAUAUGCAGCAUGGCAGAUAUCCUCGAGCAAGGAAGCCGCGUGCUUUUUUGUCACCGAUGUUCCUGACUUCACGGCGUGUUUGUCUUGAGAAUACAGAACAAGCUGAAUUCUAUAAUGGAAACCACACUGAUGGAAGAUUGAGGAAGCAGACCUCUUUUCGCGACGAAGUAGAACAUACGAGGAUACUAGUGUAGGAGUGAAACCAUGAACACGACGAGGAUGAUCAUGCCUGGACGGCUUAAAGUUUGCAUGAUCUUCACAGAUAAGGCCGCAAUGCAGAUGCAAUCAUUUCUCAAAAAGACGACCAACAGCGUGCUGGGGUAAGUAUUUUUUCCCCUGAAGAAACCGUCGGAAUUGUGUUCGAGUUCUGCUUAAUUAAUGCCGUACCAAGGUCGUCAGGACGUGCAGCAAGAAGUUGCAGCCUGACUGGUUUGAAGACCAUCUCCUUCCGCCAGGCUAGCGCUCUCGGGCCGAGGAGUUCAAGAACUGGAAACGCCUAUCCUGUGCAAAAGUGCCGCAGUCGUUUAGCGUGAGAAAUAAAGUAUAUAGUGCUGAUGUCCCUUACGAAAAAGAUUUGUAACGCAUGAUCGCAAUUAUACGGGUGCGAUGCUCUUGCACAGGAUAACGCCGCCGCAGUGACAAUGUGCAUCGUGGGGCGAUAGAUCGGACGAGGAUCAGUUGUAGCUCUCGCGUAACUCUAGGCUGCAGCUGGCUGCCGCUUCGUUUUGCUUUCUUUCAGAAUGCCAAGAGCUUGAACUCUCACGACAGAAACUUUUGCGCAGGAAAAUAAAGCCUUUACAUUGCAAGAAAAUAGCAACUUUACAUUACAAGAUGGACCUACUUCACCAAAAAAAUAGAGCGUUGACGUGACAGACGAACUUUUUUGCUUUCAAACUUCCAAACUCACACAGCGAUCAGCAAAGAAGCAGAGGAAUAGUUUUUCUUUUCAUACUAGUUGAGAAACUCCAGGCUUCCCGUUCACUAAAUCCCGUCCACUAAAAAACAAAACGUAUCGGAGGUACUGUAGCAUCAGUACUAAGGGCGUUGCAGCGACGAGGUAGCCA